Messenger RNA from Prionailurus viverrinus (fishing cat), 2174 nucleotides. RefSeq names its product cytochrome b5 reductase 4. Gene Ontology annotation, cellular component: endoplasmic reticulum. The record is from RefSeq and is a predicted model, not a curated record. The transcript has 16 exons. Gene Ontology annotation, molecular function: oxidoreductase activity; heme binding. The coding region runs from base 138 to 1700 and encodes 520 amino acids. Lineage: Eukaryota; Metazoa; Chordata; Mammalia; Carnivora; Felidae. Gene Ontology annotation, biological process: generation of precursor metabolites and energy; superoxide metabolic process.
GCCUCACCCCGGGCGACCCCGGAAGUGGGUCGGGGGCUUGGCCUCUGCCCGGCCUCGGAGCCGGAGCGGUAGGUGUUCGAGCCGAGAGAUCUUGUCCGGCGGCGGACCCCGGGCAGGGCCCGGGCCAGGGGUCCAGGAUGCUGAACGUCCCUUCCCAGUCUUUCCCGGCCCCCAGCUCACAGCAGCGCGUCGCCUCCGGGGGGCGUAGCAAGGUCCCUCUAAAACAGGGCAGAAGUCUUAUGGAUUGGAUUCGACUCACUAAAAGUGGAAAGGAUCUAACGGGAUUAAAAGGCAGGUUAAUUGAAGUAACUGAAGAAGAACUUAAAAAGCACAACACAAAAGAUGAUUGUUGGAUAUGCAUAAGAGGGUUUGUUUAUAAUGUCACUCCAUAUAUGGAGUAUCAUCCUGGUGGAGAAGAUGAACUAAUGAGAGCGGCAGGAUCGGAUGGUACUGACCUUUUUGAUCAGGUUCAUCGUUGGGUCAAUUAUGAAUCCAUGCUGAAAGAAUGCCUGGUUGGCAGAAUGGCAGUUAAACCUGCUCUUCCUAAAGACUAUCAUGAAGAAAAGCAAGUCUUAAAUGGCAUGGUUCCCAAGAGCCAAGUGGCAGAUACACUUGCCAAAGAAGGUUGUAGUUCUCCAAGCUAUGACUGGUUCCAGACAGACUCUUCAGUGACUAUUGUAAUAUAUACUAAGCAGAAGGAUAUUAAUCUAGACUCAGUAAUAGUUGAUCAUCAGGAUGAUUCCUUUAGAGCAGAAAUACUUAUCAAGGAUUAUUCAUAUAUUAUACACGUUGAACUAAGCCAUGAAAUUGAAGAAGAUUUUUCUGUGCGGGUUGUUGAGAAUGUGGGAAAAAUAGAAAUUGUCCUAAAGAAAAAAGAGAAUGCUUCUUGGAAACGUCUUGGUCACCCCCUCGAGAAUCAUAAUUCACUUAUUCUAAGGAAAGAUACAGGUUUAUACUACAGAAAGUGCCGGUUAAUUUCCAAGGAAGGCGUUACUCAUGAUACGAAGCUUUUCUGCCUGAUGCUGCCACCAAGCACUCAUCUUCAGGUGCCAGUUGGGCAACAUGUUUACCUCAAGUUAACUAUUACAGGUACUGAAAUUGUGAAGCCAUAUACACCUGUAUCUGAUUCCUUACUCUCAGAGUUCAAGGAACCAGUUCUUCUCAACAAUAAAUACAUCUACUUUUUGAUCAAAAUCUAUCCUGCUGGACUCUUCACACCAGAGCUUGAUCAGCUUCAGAUUGGAGAUUUUGUUUCCGUAAGCAAUCCUGAGGGCAGUUUUAAAAUAUCCCAGUUCCAAGAAUUAGAAGAUCUCUUUUUAUUGGCAGCUGGAACAGGCUUCACACCAAUGGUUAAAAUACUGAAUUAUGCUUUGACUAACAUACCCAGUCUCAGGAAAGUGAAGCUGAUGUUCUUCAAUAAAACAGAGGAUGAUAUAAUUUGGAGAAGCCAGUUGGAGAAAUUAGCAUUUAAAGAUAAAAGAUUUGAUGUUGAAUUUGUUCUCUCAGCACCCACUUCUGAAUGGAAUGGCAAAUGGGGACACAUUUCACCAGCUCUUCUUUCUGAAUUUUUGAAAAGAAGUUCAGACAAAUCCAAAGUCCUCAUCUGCAUUUGUGGACCAACCCCAUUUACAGAACAAGGAAUACGGUUGCUGCGUGAUAGGAACUUUUCCAAAGAGGAGAUCCAUAGUUUUACAGCAUAAUGAAGAGCUGUCAUCGUCCUUUAUUCAACUGUUUCGUCUAAGUUUGUGAUUACUUAGUAUUUUUUAAGAGAACAUUUUUGUACAUACUAACUAAAAGGUUAACUAGAAUCCAGGUUUCAGUUUCUUCAAUGAAAUCAAAUGUUCCUUCAGUAGAGGCAACUUGUUGACUUUAUUUUGUACCAUAACUUAUUUUGCUAUUGAUAUUUGACCUGGAAUCGACCAUGGCAACAAGUACAUACAGGUGUCUUUUGUGAUGAGUCACAGACUUCCUUACCAUUUAAAGUGUAUCACUGUACUACAGUAAACUCUGGUGUUUUAUGACAUGAUAAAGUAAAUGAUCAUUUUGAUCACAUUUCUAUGCUGUAAAAUGUCUUAUUAGCAAUACAGAUUAAAUUUUACAUUGCACUGUUAACUCAGGAAAUGAUCAUUUAUGUCCUUGUUAUUAACUAUUAAAACAUGGAAUGUUUUAACUUA